AUGGCAAAUGGAGGUGGAAAUUUUCUGGCAAAUCUUCCAGUUCUUGAUGGCAAGAACUUUGACUAUUGGGUGAUAAGAAUAGAAGUCAUUCUUGGUUAUCAAGAAGUUCUUGAGGUUGUAAAGAAUGGGGUUCAAGAAAAGGAUGAUGCUGCAACUAAAAAGAAAGAUUGCAAGGCUCGUUGUUUACUUCAUCAGUGUGUGGAUAUGGUGAAUUUUGAGAAGAUAUCCAAAGCAAGAACAACCAAGGAGGCCUGGGAGAUCCUGCAGAAUGCAUAUGCAAGUGUAGAAAGGACCAAGAUGGUGAAACUCCAAUCUUUUCGAAGGCAAUAUAAGUUAUUGUCUAUGGCUGAUCAAGAAACAGUGGCUAAAUAUUUCAAUAAACUGCAAUUGCUGGUGAAUUCAAUGAGGAAUUGUGGUGAAACCAUCACAGAUCAUAAAAUGGUUGAAAAGGUACUGAGAACAGUAUCCUCUAAAUUUGACUAUGUUGUGGCAGCAAUAGAAGAAUGCAAGGAUAUUGGACAGCUGAAGAUAGAAGAACUUCAAGGAACACUUGAAGCUCAUGAACUAAAGAUGGUGAACAAGAUUGCUGAAAAGGCCAAGGAAGAGCAAGUUGUGCAGGCCCAAAUGUCAAACAUGGGUCAUUCUUCUCGUGGCAGAUGGAAGAAGAAAAAUUCCAUUGGCAGAUUCAGUAAAGGAGGACGAUCUGCCAAUCAAGAUCAAGCCUCAGGUGAAGGGAAAUCAGAAUCUUUUGACAAAACUAGCAGAGGUGGUUUUAGUGGUAAAGGAAGAGGUGGAAAGAAAGUGCAAGAUUUGAGAAAGAUUCAGUGUUACAAUUGUGAAAAGUGGGGACACUAUGCAGCAAAUUGCUGGCAUGGAAAAGGAAAGUAG
Vigna unguiculata (cowpea) is the source of this 888-nucleotide messenger RNA. The record is from RefSeq and is a predicted model, not a curated record. NCBI's taxonomy places the organism in Eukaryota, Viridiplantae, Streptophyta, Magnoliopsida, Fabales, Fabaceae.